CCCUCCUAUUUGCGCCCGUUGGUCUUCUUCCAUUUGCGUCGCUGCCAUUCGUUUUUCAUCUUCGUCCGAUGACUCAUCAAAGUUGACUCUUUGAUGUUCGACCACCGUUCGACUUCUGCCCAGGUUCAACUUCAUCCCUGAUUUCUCUUCCGCCCACGAUCUGAUUUCCGCAUGCCCAGAUGGAACCGAACAAAAAACUUGAAAUGGAAGAACCUGAGAAGAAAAAGAAGGAAGAAAAGGCCGCCUAAGCCUGAUGAGAAGCUUAAUUGGAUUGGGUUUGGACCUGGUCCGACCUCGGAUGAUUCGAUUGAGUUUGCUGAUGUGGAUUCUUCUAUGUUGGAUGAGCUUUUGGUGACGCUGAAGAACUUCUCUUUUGUAAUGGGACUGAAAAUGUCUUAAAGUUGAAGGCUGAACCAUAGGCAUCUGAGAUUCAUGGCCAAAACAAGAUAAAUGUAAGCAAGAAAAUUUAAUAGGUUUAGUCCUAUAAUUUAACAACUUAUCGUCCUAUAAAAACCCAUGUUUAACUUUCAUUAUUCUUUACAGAUAUCGCUUCAAUACUUUUUCAUGCCUAUUUUUGUGAUUACUUAUGCUUUACAGGUUGAUACCAAGGUUUUUAUUUUUUUUUUCUAGUUAAUGUCUUCAUGAUAAGAGUUGAUUUGUUUGGCUGUUGGAGAAAAUAAAUAAACCUUCUUAGAAGCUAUUAUCAUAGGAUGGUUGAUGAUUUGUAACAAUUCUUACAAAUAUUAUCAAUAACCUUGCAAGAAGUGGAAGAAGUCACAGGGCUAGCACCAGAGAAACUCUUACUCAAAUGGAUGAAUUUUCAUUUGGAAAAAAGUGGCUAUGAGAAACAAGUUUUACAAACUUCAUUUGGACACUACUUGGAAGGAAGAUUCGUCCAAAAUAAAGAUACCACCUAUUUGUAAAUUGUCUUGAUAGAUUUUUGAGAGUUUUCUAGGGUCAUAUAACAUUACAUAAAUCAAACAUAUACACAUUUCUUUAAUUUAAAAAUCAACUUGCACACAAACCAUGGAAAUGGUGUUUGUAAUAGUAUUAGCUAUAUCUAAUGUCACUACAACUUUUAUGCAGUUUCUUGUGUAGCUUUUAAUUAAACAUAAAAUUAUCUAACGUGAAUGUUUU
Messenger RNA from Cucumis melo (muskmelon), 1137 nucleotides. RefSeq names its product putative transferase At4g12130, mitochondrial. The transcript has 4 exons. The record is from RefSeq and is a predicted model, not a curated record. Bases 172 to 399 code for a protein of 75 amino acids. Lineage: Eukaryota; Viridiplantae; Streptophyta; Magnoliopsida; Cucurbitales; Cucurbitaceae.